GCGGGGGUAAUGUCCAACAAGGUUCCAAAGGUGAAAGUGAAGUCCACUCACGCAAACACAAGGCAACAUUCGCAGGCGCUGGCGAACAAGCGCUCCCCGGACUGGGAUGGCAUUUUCAAGGAGAUCCUCAUCCGACGCGAGGAGAAGGAUCUGGAGGCCCAGUCGGACGAUCUCCAACAACAGCUGGACGUUCUGAAAGUGCGCGAGAGUGAGCUCCUCCAGGAUAUAAAUGUGGUGGAGGAUCUGUUCUUAAGCAGGGAGCCCUUUAAGGCGGACGCGGUUGUGGACGAAGCCACGGACAAAGUGGAGAAGGAGAUGACCAAGGUGUACAACAAGGAGGAGGAGAUCAAGAGCCUGACUGUGGAGUGUGCGGAGCUCAGGCAGAGGAAGCAAGAGCGCCAAGACGUGGUCCACACGCACACCAUCUACCAGCAGUUCAUGCAGAAGCUGGUGGGCAUGACACUCUUUGAAGACGAGGAAGCGCUGACUCACCACAUCGAGAGUCUGCACAACAUCGAGGACCAGCUCUCUCAGCGGGAAGGCGAAGCGUACGAGAAAACCAACCAGCAGAGGAAAACCCAGCAGUCUCUGCAGAAGCAGUACGAGAUGGAGAGGCAGGAACUGGACAUGGAGCUGACCCAGCUCAUGCCCGAACUGUUCGAAUCCAAGAUCCGGGUGGAAUACUGGUUCAAGGAGUGGAAACGCAUCGAGGACACCGCCUCGAGAAAACUGAACCUGCUGGCGCAGAUCAAGAUGUCCAUCCUCAGCCUCUACGAGCUGAUCGGCGGCAAGGUCGGCGAUAAGCAAGGCGUGGCUUUGAACGAGACGGAGAAGCAGUUGGAGAAGAUCCACGCCUUCAUGCUGGACCACUUUGAGAUCAUCAAGGAGUACGAAGCCCAUUCCAGCGUGGGCAGAUAACUCAGAGCUACUGUCGGUUCUGGUCCGCGGGCAGCAAGCCCAGAAGCUGGCGGAUUGACAGUUUCACUUGAAAUUGGAAGUAUUUGUCAAACAAGUGAAGAUAUCGGACGUGAAAGAAGACAAACUAAAGACAUGUUUACUUUAUGGGUACACAACAUGGCUGCCCCAUAAAACCAAACGCUCUUUUUCCUCAGGGAAAAAUAUUCUGAUGCCAAAGUAGAGUUAGGAAACUGUGUAAUUUGUUUUUACAAUGACAAUAAAGCU
Messenger RNA from Entelurus aequoreus (snake pipefish), 1182 nucleotides. RefSeq lists its product as uncharacterized. NCBI's taxonomy places the organism in Eukaryota, Metazoa, Chordata, Actinopteri, Syngnathiformes, Syngnathidae. The record is from RefSeq and is a predicted model, not a curated record. Bases 10 to 918 code for a protein of 302 amino acids. The transcript has a single exon.